Messenger RNA from Neohortaea acidophila, 738 nucleotides. RefSeq lists its product as uncharacterized. Lineage: Eukaryota; Fungi; Ascomycota; Dothideomycetes; Mycosphaerellales; Teratosphaeriaceae. The transcript has 2 exons. The record is from RefSeq and is a predicted model, not a curated record. Bases 106 to 480 code for a protein of 124 amino acids.
UCAGACCCGAAUCUGCUCAUCUCAUCCGCACGGUUUUCCUGAGGAAGAAACAUCUUUCAGAAAGCCAAUAGACAACUCCCUUGCCCUGUGUGACCGAUUGCCUUCAUGUUACCAGAAGGAAAAUUGCUCAACGAAAAGGGCAAACCCUCAAAGGUAGUACUGCUUACCUCUCUUUCCUUCAUAUCAACAAGCUCAUCACGAAAGAACACUGGCCGGACUCUGCUCGAUUUUGUUGAAUCAAACCGAACGGUGGACGAGAUUCCUCAGCAUCAGGCUGCGUAUUUGGGUAUUGCUCGCUUCAUCGACACCAACGGUCCCUUAGUAUCUAUACCUUCUGCUUUUGGCCCCCACGAUCACUCCUCUCGAUGCUCCUCGAUCAUGACAAGAGCAAGAAGCAUGCCGCUGUUCACAGCUAAUUCAUUUCAUCUUUAUCUCUCUAUCCAGCGUUUGGGCGUCUCGGCAACUUCUGGCGUGGUUUGAUCUACAGCAAGGGAUGGCUGUACCACCCCCAGGAAUGUAUUUCUUGACCGCAACCUCCGAACAAUAAGUUUCUCCCGUUUCUCCAAGUCCACCGCAAGCCAACAUGCCAAAGAUGAAGAGCAAGGCUUUCUGUCCAAGGAGUUUGCCGUACAAGACUCGCCCAAGGGGGAUCGCUUCAGCUACAAAUUUUGGAUCGCAACGACAAUCAACACACUCUCGACGGUUUCCAUUGUACGCGGCGCCAUUUGAGCUGCAGCC